Molecule: messenger RNA, 669 nt
Organism: Aspergillus aculeatus ATCC 16872
Lineage: Eukaryota; Fungi; Ascomycota; Eurotiomycetes; Eurotiales; Aspergillaceae
Product: cysteine hydrolase family protein
Exons: 4
Coding region: 1-669 (222 amino acids)
Source: RefSeq, a predicted model, not a curated record
AUGGCCGACCUCUCCAAAACCGCCCUCAUCCUCAUCGGCCCUUACAAUGACUUCCUCCACCCGGGCGGCAAGCUCACACCCUUGCUGAGAGACCUUGAGGAGAAAGAGACCAUUAAACACAUCGAGCAAGCCGUGGUUGCCGCCCGUCUGCAUAAAAUCCCAAUCUACUACGGACUUCACCAGCACUGGACCCCCACUGCCUUCCAGGAAUGGCGGCACAUGACCCCCAACCACGUCAAGCAGAAGGAAAUCAAGUUGUUCGAAGCAGGCACGUUUGGUGCUGAAAUCUACCAAGGUCUGGAACCAGAUGCCAGCAACGGGGAUGUGGUCGUGAGUCGACACUGGAACAGCAACUCCUUCCAGAACACCGACCUGGACUUCCAGCUUCGCCAGCGCGAGAAAAUUAACCUUGUGCUUGCCGGGUUGACGGCUAAUACUUGUCUGGAGAGCACCGCCCGGCAUGCUUAUGAGCUAGGAUAUAAUGUGACUCUAUUCAAGGAUGCCACGGCCGGGUGGUCUAGGGAGCUGACGGAUGCAGCGACCGAUUUAGUCUGGCCGUUGUUUGCGGAGGUGAAGACUGUGGAGGAAUGGGUCGACUUUUUGAAGGCAGAGCUACAGGCUUAUUUUUUGGAAGAUACGAUCGAUCUUGCUAGUGCUACAGGAGACUAG